Molecule: messenger RNA, 1359 nt
Organism: Hymenoscyphus albidus
Lineage: Eukaryota; Fungi; Ascomycota; Leotiomycetes; Helotiales; Helotiaceae
Source: the annotation of a GenBank genome assembly
AUGUCUGAACAAAAGUAUCUUGAUCGAUGCGCCGCUUUUCCUCACAAUGUUAGUUGCGCUGACAUCCCUACCGUUUCAUUCAACCAACUGUUGGAAGGCAAUGAAAACGAAUCCGAGAAGCUGUAUGACGCAUGUAGAAAACAUGGGUUCUUUCUCUUGGACCUCAGAGAUACGACGGAUGGAGAAAGACUCUUGGAAGAUGCUGAGAUGAUGUUCGGCAUCAAUGAAGCGACACUCAGUCUUGAUUCCGAGACUCUCGAGAAAUAUAAAUUCAAUCCACCGGAAAGUCUAACAGGGUAAUGUGGUCUCUUCGUCUGAUCGGGAGUUUUAUUGACAAUACUGACAAAAUCGAUUCCAACGCAGAUACAAAAGCGCUGGUCAAAUCAAGACAGAUGAUGGAUAUAUGGAUACCACCGAGAUGUACAAUAUCUCCCAGGACGAUAUAUUACACACGAGUGGUUCUAAACAUGAUAAUCCACAAACCAUCGAAAUCAAGAGAGACCAAUGUCGGGACUUUUUCAACCAUGCUUAUGCAGCCAUUGUUGUGAUAUUUUCCCAUCUUGACAAGAGACUUGGUCUCUCUCCUGGGACCCUUGCGUCGCUCUGUCCCCAAACCGAAUUAUCUCAUACUUCUCUUCGUAUGCUUCUAACUCUCCCAUCUUCCGAUGCGAGUGCGAGUCCUGUCACUCUUGGAGGUCAUACAGAUAUUGGCACUAUAACCAUGAUAUUUACCACAGCUGGUGGCCUUCAGGUAUUGCCUGCUGGGGCUGAGAACGUCAACGAUAACUGGAAAUUUAUUCGCCUCCAGGUGCGUCCUUUCAAUUGCUCGUUUCUACCGCUUAAUCUUUUAAGCAGACUAAUAAAUUGUUCCUUUUCCAACACUGUCAAGGCCCUUAAAUAUGACUGCAAGUAGCGAUGCCAACUCAGAGAUCUCUUAAACAGCCUAAAUGUGCAGUCAUCAAUAUCGGAGACACUCUUGUAGAAUGGACUGGUGGACUUCUGCGUAGCUCACUCCAUCGUGUGGCCAAAGUACCCGGAAAACAAAAUGAAAGUUCUCGGCUAAGUUUGGAUUAUUUAGUUCGUCCAAACUCAAGAGGUUCGAUGGGGAGGCUCAAGAGUAACGGUAUAAUACCAGCUCUCGCGGAAGGUGAAGAGGAAGAGACACGUUCUGUAGACGAAUGGGCAGCUUGGAGGGUGAAAGAAAUAAUGAGUGAUAUAAUCAAACAGCAGACUAGAGGGGGUAUAGCUGUAUAUUUGAGUUCUUGCAGCAGGAAUCACGGUAUACUUAAGAACCGCCGAACUCAAGGUUUAAAAAAUGUAUAUUGUGCAAAGCUCUUUUUGGGGGAAUUUCCGACAUGA